AUGCUUGCGUGGUGCUUGUUUUGGUCAAGGCAUGACUUUGAUUAUAAGGCUAGAUACUUAAGGGCAAAUGAUCGGUCUUGGAAGAAGUCUACUAAUAAAUCUUCAGCUGAUAAUCAGGACUUAGUGAAACAAAAUACUGAGUACGAUAUGGAGAACAAUGAAGAGAAUGGAUCCCGCGAAGAUUGCGAUAAUAGUGAUAUCGUAGUGGCUGCCUAUAAUGAAGAAAUUAUGGCUACCGCUGACAUCUCCAUUGUAUAG
Messenger RNA from Dovyalis caffra, 258 nucleotides. The record is from the annotation of a GenBank genome assembly. NCBI's taxonomy places the organism in Eukaryota, Viridiplantae, Streptophyta, Magnoliopsida, Malpighiales, Salicaceae.